GGUAAGCCGACAAGCCGGGGGUUGCGGGCAUGGCCGAGGCCAGGAAGCGGCGGGAGCUGCUUCCCCUGAUCUACCAGCAUCUGCUGCAGGCGGGCUAUGUGCGGGCGGCGCGGGAAGUGAAGGAGCAGAGCGGCCAGAAAAGUUUCCUGACUCAGCCUGUAACCCUUCUGGACAUCUAUACACACUGGCAACAAACCUCGGAGAUUGGCCAGAAGCGGAAGGCAGAGGAAGAUGCAGCCCUGCAGGCCAAGAAGACCCGCGUGUCAGACCCCAUUAGCAGCUCAGAGAGCUCAGAAGAGGAGGAGGAGGAGGCGCAGGAGGCAGCAGCGGGAACCACCAAAGCCAUCCCGGCACUAGCAUCUACCAACUCCUCAGCCACGGGGAUGGUUUUGCCUUCAAGUGUGAAAGAAAAAGCCAAGGCAAAGACCAAGAAAGCCAGCAAGACGGUGAACUCCACGGCACACCCUGCCUCCGCGAAGGCAGUGGCCCACCUCCUCACCAGGAAGUUACCCCAGAAGGCGUCAGGGCCCUCGGCAAAUACCGUCCUGGUCUCAGAAACUGAGGAGGAGGGCGGUGUCUCGGCCCUCAGAACCACUGCCAAGCCUGGAAUGGCGGCCGCCAGCCAGGCCGCCAGCUCCAGCGAGAACACCUCCAGCUCGAGCGAUGAGACGGACGUGGAGGUGAAACCUGCAGUAAAACCACCACAGGUCAAAGCCUCAGCAGCUGCGGCCAAGGAGUCUCCAAGGAGAAGGGCAGCCCCGACCCCAGGGAAGGCGGGAUGUGUGACACCCCAAGUCAGAGGGGAUGCCAUGACCCCAGCCAGCAGGGCCACGAAGCCAGAAGAGGUCUCAGAGAGCAGCGAGGAGUCCGAGAGUGAGGAGGGGGCCCCUGCGGGGACACCCAGCCAGGUGAAGGCCUCCGAGAAAACUGUCCAGGUCAGAGCUGCCUCGGGUCCUGCCAAGGGGGCCCCUGGGAAAGGGGCCACCCCAGCACCCCCUGGGAAGGCAGGGAGGCCAGAGGAGGACUCGGAGAGCAGCAGCGAGGAGUCGGACAGCGAGGAGGAAACGCCAGCUGCCCAGACCGUGCUGCAGGUAAGGCCUGGGGAGGGAGAGUCCCACAGCCGGCGCCCCAUCCCAGGAGGCCUUCAGAGGGCUUGUUCUCCCGCUCCGCACGCGCCCCAGCCAUGCUCAGAGCCCUGCGCCUUCUCCCCAUGUGGUGUUGUGGUGUCUGCGGUGUCCUUAACCCUGUCUGCUCUCCUGUGUUUCCUCACGCCCACCGUCUGGGCUCCCUCCCUGAUACUGUUUCUCUCGCUCCAGGCAAAGCCCUCAGGGAAGCUCCCCCAGGUCAGAGCCACCGCAGCAGCACCUGCCCAGGUGCUUUCCCCUAGGAAAGGGGCCCCUUCAGCACCCCCCGGCAAGGCAGGGCCUGCAGCCAUCCAGGCCCAGACCAGGGGGCAGGAGGAGGACUCAGAGAGCAGCAGCGAGGAGUCAGACAGCGAGGGGGAGGCAUCCACAGCCGUGCCCCACACCACGAGCCUGGCUCAGGCAAAGCCCUUGGGGAAAAGCUCCCAGGUCAGAGCUGCCUCAGCCACAGGCACGGGACCCUCAGCCAAGAGCGCUGUCCCAGCGCUUCCUCGGAAGGCAAGGGCUGUAGCCGCCCAGGUGGCAAAGUGGGAUGAGGACUCGGAGAGCAGCAGCGAGGAGGAGUCGGACAGCGAGGGGGAGGCGGUGAGGGCAGCGGCCUUGGCCCAGGCAAAGUCCUCGGGGAAAGUCCUGCAGGGCAGACCUGCCUCAGGUCCCACCCAGGGCCCCCCUCAGAAGGCCGGGCCUGCAGCCGCCCAGGUCGAGGCCAAAAGGUCCAAGGAAGACUCGGAGAGCAGUGAGGAGGAGUCAGACAGUGAGGACGAGGCCCCCACAGCCAAGACCCCAGCCCAGGCAAAAUCAGCUGUGAAAACUUCUCAGACCAAGGUCUCCCCAAGGAAGGGCACCCCCAUUACACCCGCAUCUGCCAAGGUCCCACCAGGGCAAGUAAGUUCACCAGCCCCCUGGAAAGCAGGAACGGUGACUUCGCCAACCUGCACAUCAUCCCCAGCCGUGGUCAGGGGCACCCAGAGGCCAGAGGAGGACUCUUCAAGCAGCGAGGAGCCGGAGAGCGAGGAGGAGACAGCUCCUGCCGCAUCCGUGGGACAGGUGAAGUCUGUAGGGAAAAGCCUCCCGGUGAAAGCUGCCUCGGCACCCACCAAGGGGCCUUCAGGGCAACGGACCACCCCAGGGCUCCCUGGGAAGGCAGGGCCUGCAGUGGCCCAGGUCAAAGCUGAGGUGCCGGAAGACUCAGAGAGCAGUGAGGAGGAGUCGGACAAUGAGGAGGUGGCCUCAACUGCAGCACAGGUGAAGACCUCAGUGAAAACCCCUCAGACCAAAGCAAACCCAGCUGCCACCAGAGUGGCUUCAGCCAAAGGGGCAGCAUCAGCUCCUGGAAAAGGGGCUUCUGCAGCUGCUCAAGCCAAACUGGGGUCCCCAGCCAAGGUAAAGCCACCAGCAAGAGCCCCCCAGAGCAGUGCCGUCUCGGGCAGGGGCCAGGUGUCUGUGCCGGCUAUGGGGAAGGCACUGGCUGCAGCAGCCCAGGCCCAGCUGGGGCCGGUCAGGGGCCCACAGGAGGACUCGGAGAGCAGUGAGGAGGAGUCGGACAGUGAGGGGGAGGCACCCGCUCAGGCGAAGCCCUCAGGGAAGACCCCCCAGGUCAGAACUGCCUCAGCCUCCACCAAGGGGUCCCCCAGGAAAGGGGCUGCCCCAGCACCCCCUGGGAAGGCAGGAGCCCCAGCUGCCCAGGCCGGGAAGCGGGAAGAGGACUCGGAGAGCAGCAGCGAGGAGGAGUCAGACAGUGACGGGGGGACGCCGGCAGCUGUGCCCCCAGCCCAGAAGGAGGGCAUCUCCAAAACUGCCAGAAGCAAGACCCUGGCCCCAGCGCCCCCGGAGAAGAAGGCAGAGGGGUCCUCAACCAGCAGUGAUGAGCUGCCAGCGAGACAGGUGAUUAAAACCCCUCUGAUUUUUGUCGACCCUAAUCGUAGUCCAGCUGGCCCAGCUGCUACCCCCGCCCAAGCCCAGGCUACAAGCACCCCGAGGAAGGCCCAGGCCUCAGAGAGCACACCCAAGAGCUCCUCUGAGAGUGAGGAUGAGGACGUGAUCCCCGCUACGCAGUGCUCGACUCCUGCCAUUAGGACCAGCGUGGCGACUGUGCCCACGGCCCACCCCAGGGCAGCCCUCAGAACCAGCAUGGUGGGGGCCGGCAGCAGUGAGGACACUAGUCGGGUGUCUGAAGGCAAGAAACAGGAGACGCCAGCCACUCAGGUAACAAAGAGGAACCCAGCUCACCUCCCGCUGACCCAGGCUGCCCUGAAGGUCCUUGCCCAGAAAGCCAGUGAGGCCCAGCCUCCUGCUGCCAGGACCCUGUCUUCAAGUGGGACCGACAGUGCUCUGGGAACACUGCCCAUGACGAGUCCCCAGAGCACCCCCGCGCAGGCCAGAGGGGCCAACAAGCUCAAAAAGCCUGAGGUUCCUGCAACCCAGCGGGCCAUAGCCCCUCCCUCGGGACGCCCCAAGGCCAAGGCCCCUGGGACCUCAGGUGACAGCAAGGAGAGCAGUGGCACCUCUUCAGGGAGUGAAGAAGAUGCUGAGGGGCCCCAGGUGGCCCCAUUGACCCACAGGCCAGUAGGCCCAGCCCCCUCCAGGAGGGAGACCUUGGUGGAAGAGACCACAGCAGACUCCAGCGAUGAUGAGGUGGUGGCACCUUCCCAGUCUCUCCUCUCAGGUUAUGUGACCCCUGGGCUGACUCCGGCCAGUUCCCAGGCUUCAAAGGCCACUCCCAAACCAGACCCCAACCCCUCGGUUUCCUCUACUCCGGCCACCAGAGAUGCCCCGGACUGCAAGCAGGAAGUAGAGCCCCAACAAGCAGCAGGCAUCAUGUCCCCUAAAACAGGCAGAAGAGAGGCUAGCGCCACACCUCAGAAGCCCCAGAAGACCGGGAAGGGGCCCAGGAGCCCCCAGGCCUCCAUGCUGGCGCUGCAGAGCGACAUCACCCGGCGCCUGCUGAGUGAGCCCUGGCCCCUGAGUGAGGCGCAGGUGCAGGCGUCGGUGGCGAAGGUGUUGGCGGAGCUGCUGGAGCAGGAGAAGAAGAAGGCUGUGGGUGCCGCCAAGGAGGGCAGCCGAAAGGGCCGCCUGGGCAACAAGCGGAAGCUCUCCGAAGACCAGACGGCUGCCGGUGCCCCCAGGAGCAAGAAGAAGAAGCAGCUGGCGGCUGGGGAUGGUGGGGAGCGUGCGGUCUCCCCAGAAAAGGCCCCCAGGACUUCCAAGGGGAAAUCCAAGAGAGACAAAGCGAGUGGUGACAUCAAGGAGAAGAAGGAGAAGGAGUCUCCCGGCUCCCAAGGGGCCAAGGAGAAGCCAGAAGGGGAGCCGGGGAAGGUGAAGGGUGAGGGGGGAGACCAAGGCAACCCAAAGAGCAAGAAGGAGAAGAAGAAAGCCGACAAGAAAAAAAAAGACAAGGAAAAAAAGGAAAAGAAGAAGAAAGCAAAAAAGGCCUCAACCAAAGACCCUGACUCACCAUUGCAGAAGAAGAAGAAGAAAAAGAAGAAGACGGCAGAGCAGACUGUCUGAGGGACACCAGGCGGCAGAAGAUGAUGGCCAGCUGCGGUGUCCAUGCUGGCCAAGCCAGUGAGCCCUGCAGAGAGGCUGGUCCCGGGAGGAGGAACCACGCCCAGCUCCCGUGACCUCCACUCACUGACCCUGGCCUGACUUCUGUGCCGACAAAGGAUGCCUCGUAUGGACAUGUACAAUACAUAUAUAUAUUUUUUAAGUGACCUGCCCCUCCCUUCUCAGACCCAACAUGCCCAGAGGUCUCGGGACUUUCCACUUCUGCCCUGCAGACCCAGUGAGGCUCAGCCUGCGACUCCUUCCAUGCCCCUGGUCUCCAGCUAUGCUGAGGCUUUGUCCUCUUUUUGUCAGUUUUCUCCCAUUUUGUUUGUGUUUUUUGUAAUAACUCAGAAAAUAAAAGACUUGAAGGAAA
Molecule: messenger RNA, 5058 nt
Organism: Mesoplodon densirostris (Blainville's beaked whale)
Lineage: Eukaryota; Metazoa; Chordata; Mammalia; Artiodactyla; Ziphiidae
Gene: TCOF1
Product: treacle ribosome biogenesis factor 1
Exons: 26
Coding region: 30-4649 (1539 amino acids)
Molecular function (GO): protein binding
Source: RefSeq, a predicted model, not a curated record